Phaeodactylum tricornutum CCAP 1055/1 is the source of this 1524-nucleotide messenger RNA. RefSeq lists its product with no specific name. Bases 1 to 1524 code for a protein of 507 amino acids. NCBI's taxonomy places the organism in Eukaryota, Bacillariophyta, Bacillariophyceae, Surirellales, Neidiaceae. The transcript has 2 exons. The record is from RefSeq and is a predicted model, not a curated record.
AUGGCGUCAGCGCGCGUGGCACGAACGCCGCCGCGCCAUCAUGCUAGUGACGACGAUCGGCACAGUCCCUAUCCGAACACACCGUCGCAAAUGGCAACGACAAUCCGACGAUUGCCUAUGCCAGUCUCGGUGGACUUGAUUCACGCUUUCCCAUGCAAUGGUCAAAGCAGCGCACUCCAAAAAGAGUCAGAAGCGAAGAAAUGGUAUAGAAGAGAGUAUUCAUCCUCUCUGUUGCAUUGUGUAAGGCUGGAAUUGAUCGUUUCAGAAACAAAAAUGGCAAGCGAGAAGCUCGGCAACCAAGAUGUGGCUUGCGAAGAAAAAAUCCUCUUUUCCAUGUUAACUCCGAAACCAGCUGUUUGCCCGACAUGGCGACACUUGGACGAGUCCAUGAAUCUCGAGGAGCUGACGAUUGAAACUUACGAAUCCAUGAUGCUCAGGUUUCACUGGAUGGACGAAAACAACCAUUGCGAUGAAAGCUCAAAAUCGCACAACCCCAAAAAACAAAGUUUCCCCGACCACUCCUUCUCCCUCCAAAUACCCAUUCACCCUUCCAAACUGAUACGAAUUCGAUCGUUGCCAUCUUCACUACCGAUUAAUGCGGUACUAGUUCAUUUUUCGGAUGGAUCUAUUCGGGUUCCACCAAGUGUACAUCAAGCCCUCGAGCAGGCCAGUACCGUAAAUCGAGACGCCGCAAAACACCAUGAAUACGAAGCAUCGUUCAGUGCCGACGAUUUCAGCCGUUUCCAAGACAAAGCCUUCAAUGUUUUGGAUCAAGUCACGCCGGUGCGGAAGAAGAGUCUGUUGGAUGCUGCCGAAGCGGCGGAGAACGGAGAGGAGCAGCACGACGGCGAAGAUGUUUCGAAUAGUAAAUCUUCGGAAGAAUCACUCCCCCAACAGCAGCAGCUUAUUCCUUCAAUUGAUUUGGAUCGAUUGCCUUCAUGGUCAACAGAUGACAAGUCCCGAAAGAAUCAAGAACAUCUAAACUAUCUGAUAUCUUAUGAAGAGAAACAGUUGCAACAAGAAAUGUUGCAGCUUGAAAUUACACAGUCGACGCUAAGGUCGACAAUGACUUCCAUCGAGAGUGUUCGAUCACAGAUAUGCGAGGUACAAACUGCAGCUCAAAAGGAACACACUGCUCUCUCCAAGGCCGUUUUGGCGCAGCAGGCACAACAUAUCCAGCUUCUUCAUGAACUGCGAGUGACGUAUCCUAUUCAGACGAUAGAGCAGCCAACAAAGUCGACUACAGCUAACGUUUAUCGAAUACGAGGCCUUUCUAUACCACAUGACUGUUUGGCAGGAAUGGUCUCGGACGAGGAAUUGGCUGCUGCUCUGGGAUUUCUCUGCCACCUUCUGGCCCUACUUACAAUUCGUCCCGUUCGGUCGUACAAGACGACCGAGCCACACUAUACCCACUCUUUUUGGGACGGGGUACAGCCGAGCGGGAGGGCUGUUGUCACGCCAUAUCCAUGCUGCAAGCCAACGUUAUUUGUAUUGCCAAAGCUAAAGACAUUGAUUUGUCCAUGA